AUGGACACCGUUCCUGGAACAACUCCGGACCGGACUGGAGCUGGAAGUACAGAGGAGGCGCCGACCUCACCUCACACCUCUCUGGAAUAUCAGCGGAGACGACUCUCUUUCUUUGGUCGCUCCAAUUCCGACGCCUCGACUCACAGGCGCGCUCUUCCUACUCUCAAUGCCACAAUGCCCACUUCCAAGGGCCGCGCCGACCCCGCCGACUCGCUCACUUCGCGAUCCUCGACCGCUCUUUCACAAACCCGUCGCAAGAAAGUCGACCCGUUGGAUAGCAUCCGUAAAUCUCUCGUUGGAUUAGGAACCUGGAUGAAGGCGCCUGCUAACGACCAAGUGAACCCUCCUCGUCCGGGAUCCUCUCGCAGGUCCUCGUCGCGACAAAGCGUUUCUAGUGACAAACCUAACACCACCUUGAUCCCUUUUGCCGCACCGGUCACGAAGACGAAGCCAUUGAAAGCACCCGAAGAGCACGAAUUUACAAGCGAAGAACAAUACUACAAGCACCGCAAAAAGUCUAGCAUCUCACGACCAUUCAACUUUCAACAUCUAACCCACACAGCUAAAAAGCACAUUCCCUUGCUUCAAACCGUCGACGAAAGAAACCUGACCGCCAAGUUCUGGUCGGUCAAUGCAUACCAGAAGCCCAAAGGCGACCUCAAGGAAAUUCAAGCGGAUGACUUGUCAGAAAAACUAUCAACACAACCUUCAGAGCUUUCGUUUGAGAUUGAGAGGCCAUGUUCCUCACAAGCAACGACCGAAGUCGCCGAAAGUCUCGACGAGACCACAUUCGACGAAACGCAAGAGACCAAGUUCAACCCCGAUGCCUUUGAAACAAUACACGAGGUUCACCACGCACCAGAGCCAGCGGUGAAAUCUCCCAAGCAUUACUCAUCAAUGACUGCACUGAGCUCGCCAACGGUCAAUGAUCCCGACAAACUGCGCCACCUCAUUAAAGAGCGAGGCACCCGCGAUGAGAUUGUUCCUCCCACGCUUCAGCGCGCAGUAGCAUCGUCAGAUGUAAGGGCGAGCCUUCCUGUCCGUCCAGCACCUCCUCUCGAGACUCUCAGCGCGCCUUUGACGACGCUCGCUGGACAGAGCCAGCGUGAGAGCAAGCCACUACCACCCGUGCCCACUCGAGGCGUGCGCAAAACGCAUUCCAAAAGCUCGAUGAGAACACUCGGCCAGUUGUUUCCAGCUCCGCCUCACGGACGUGCCGGUUCCGCUGCCGAUUCCGUUGCCGGAUCCGUGGCCGGCUCAUUCGUGUCCAAAAGAUCGUCCAAGUCUGUCGCGACCGUCAACUCUCGCACGGAUGUCUUCAUUGAGCCGACAUGGGAAGACGACAUUGAUUUUGCUUUUGACCAAGAAGCGGAAGCAAGCUGUGAUUUUGACUGGGAGAAUGUGGCGUCUCCUCGCGAAGAAGAAGAAGCAGAACUAACGCCAUCGGACCACGACGAUGAUGGUGGCGAGCCCGGCGGCGUUCGGUUAUCUGCGUGGCUCGGCGACGCACCAUCAAUGUCAAGCUCAUCGUCAUUGGAUCACACUCAGCACAAACGCGGAUCCUCUGUCGGACAUCGUGGUUUCCAAGCUGCAAGGACUGGGUCGGGAGAAGUCGCGCUGUCAGCUCCUACGUCCCUCAAACUUGGCACAUCUGCGUCGGGGAGUCCAACCCCUUUGAUAAAGGCUAGUCUUCUCGAAUGCGAGAGGUCACCGUAUACUGAAGGGGAGAUGCAAUUUCCAGGCUUCGAUGCGAACCGAGCUCCCGAAUACCUGAGUGAUCCUGAAUCCUCCGCACGCUCGAGCGAACGCCGCAAGUCGAGCUCUGCAAAUUCUUGGGAGAGCAGCAGACGAUCCAUGCACGUGGGAAGUGAUACAACGCGUUGGUCGUCCGCAUCGACCAGCUCCAUUCCAGAUCUCGUGCAGAGCAGGCGGAAAAGCAGAUCGUCCGUCGUCAAAUCCCAUCGCAUGUCGCGUCAGCUGGAGUCUGUGACAUCGGCCGAUGAAGACGACGAGGAGGCCUCGACUACCACGCGUCUUCAACCAACUAGGGCACAAACAGACAGCUUCAUUAUGCGCCGGCCGUCCACGUCUGGCGACCGCACGCUGUUGUUUUCUGCCGGACGCACUGUGCAACGGGGACGCUCUGCAACACCGCCCAGCCGCAUUGCUCUAGCAGGGGGCAAUGUUGCGGAAGUGCCGGGCGAAGACCACGUCGGCUGGAUAUGA
Ramularia collo-cygni is the source of this 2226-nucleotide messenger RNA. RefSeq lists its product as uncharacterized. The coding region runs from base 1 to 2226 and encodes 741 amino acids. The record is from RefSeq and is a predicted model, not a curated record. Lineage: Eukaryota; Fungi; Ascomycota; Dothideomycetes; Mycosphaerellales; Mycosphaerellaceae. The transcript is spliced from 2 exons.